AUGCUGACGACAGAUAUUGCGUUGUUGCAUGAUGAAAGUUAUCUCAAAAUAUCGAAAGAGUUUGCUGCAGACCAGUCCGCGUUGGACGACGCGUUCUCUCGUGCCUGGUACAAACUUACGUCGCGUGACAUGGGUCCUGUUUCUCGGUGCAGGGGAAAUGACGUUCCUACUGCUCAGCCAUUCCAGAACCCGUUGCCACCUACACCUGCGAUUCUACCAAAUUUUGAAGCAGUUCGUGCAGACAUCCGAAAGCUGCUUUACAAGUCGAUGGAAAAUUUAGUGAGUGACAGAAGCAGUGACGACUAUGCCGGGGGGUGUAACGGCGCCAAAAUCCGCUUUGCACCGCAAAAAGACUGGCCAAUGAACACUGGUGUAGACAAGAUCAUCGCUGUGCUGGAGUCUAUGAAGACAAACGGGUCAAGUCGCGCUUGA
This is a messenger RNA of Plasmopara halstedii, 432 nucleotides long. Its product is annotated as catalase peroxidase hpi. Gene Ontology annotation, biological process: cellular response to hydrogen peroxide; hydrogen peroxide catabolic process. Gene Ontology annotation, molecular function: catalase activity; heme binding. Lineage: Eukaryota; Oomycota; Peronosporomycetes; Peronosporales; Peronosporaceae. Gene Ontology annotation, cellular component: cytosol. The coding region runs from base 1 to 432 and encodes 143 amino acids. The transcript is spliced from 3 exons. The record is from RefSeq and is a predicted model, not a curated record.